Molecule: messenger RNA, 588 nt
Organism: Bactrocera dorsalis (oriental fruit fly)
Lineage: Eukaryota; Metazoa; Arthropoda; Insecta; Diptera; Tephritidae
Product: myosin heavy chain, non-muscle-like
Biological process (GO): vesicle transport along actin filament; actin filament organization
Cellular component (GO): cytoplasm; myosin complex; vesicle
Molecular function (GO): ATP binding; actin filament binding; microfilament motor activity
Source: RefSeq, a predicted model, not a curated record
CUUAACGAAAUCCGCCCGUAAAGGUGUUCGUUUCUACGUGUUUUCUGCCGUAUUGGAAAAAAGGUUUUAGUUUAAGUGAUAAAUUGUGUACAAAAAAUUCCAAACAUAUAAAUCUUUAUAUUUAGUAUUUGUGGAGUGUAAAGUGAUAGUGUUUUAAGUUAGUCUGUUUAUAACCUUUUAAGUGCUUAAUCGAUAUUGUCUAAAAGUGCCGAAAUAACAUUUCAUAAAAGUAUUAUAAAAAUGGCCGAAGAAGUCGAUCGUAACGAUCCCGAACUGAAAUAUCUUUCCGUCGAACGGAACCAAUUUAAUGAUCCAGCAACUCAAGCUGAAUGGACACAGAAACGUCUUGUUUGGGUCCCACAUGAGAACCAGGGAUUCGUAGCUGCUAGCAUUAAACGCGAACAUGGUGACGAAGUUGAAGUGGAGCUCGCCGAAACUGGGAAACGUAUUAUGGUUUUGCGCGAUGAUAUACAAAAGAUGAAUCCGCCGAAGUUCGACAAAGUCGAAGAUAUGGCGGAACUGACAUGUCUGAACGAAGCUUCCGUUUUACACAACAUCAAGGACAGAUAUUAUUCUGGUUUAAUUUAU